GAAUAGACACUCGUAAUGACGUUUUUACCGGCUUUGAAUCAACGAGUCAUGUCUUCUCUGAGACAGGCUAUUCCCAACAGACCGCUCGCAGGAGCACUAAGUCCUCUAAUGAUUUUUCUGGGCCUUACCGGGAUGAGCAACGGCCAAUUUGGUGACUGUGAUUAUGAGCAAACAAUAACUCCAGGAAAAUCUUAUUACAUAUUCAGCUCAAAUUACCUAGGUGGGGGUACAGCCAGAAAUCCUUGCCGGUGGAUCGCUACCAGUGAUCGGCCGAUUAAAAUGACUUGUAAUCCCUUUUCGUUGCCUGAGGAGUCUCCAAACUGCCAGACUGAUGUUGUUAUUAUUCAAACAUCUCAAAAAAGUCGGGGUAAGCGCUACUGUGGCACAGGUUCCUUCGAUGUUUAUUCUGAAGAUGGUAAUAGCAUAAUUGUCUCAUCUUUUUCUUCUGUCGGACGAUUCUACUGUACUCUUGAAAUUGUUAGUGACAAUACUGAGUGCAGCUGUGGCUGGAAAAAUCCGACAAGAAUCGUUGGAGGAAUAUCCACUGGUGUUAAUGAGUAUCCGAUGAUGGCAGGACUUAUUGAUGUGAUAAACCAAAAUGUAUUCUGUGGAUCUACUAUUAUAAAUGACCAGCAAGUGUUGACAGCUGCACAUUGCGUCAAUGGAAGAAGUCCCAACACCGUUGGUGUUUUAAUCGGCGAUCACGAUAUUUCUAAAUCGACUGACACCAACGCAACAAAGUUGUACAGAGUAGCCAGUAUCGUCAUACAUCCGUCAUUCUCCACCGUUACUCUAGAUUAUGACAUCGCGGUGAUCAAUAUCGAUGGUACAAUGAUGUUCAACCAACAAGUGGGCCCUGUUUGUCUUCCUUUCCAGCACUCUCCGGACACUUUUGCAGGAAACUACGUCGACUUACUUGGUUGGGGAUCCCUCAAUGUCGCCGAACGACAAUCUCCCGUCCUGCAAAAGGUGAAGGUUAGUGUCAUCACAAAUAAAAUUUGCAUGGGAACGUAUCGCGGAAUCGGAUCAAGGCAGCUCUGUACACUUACGGAAAACAAAGACAGCUGUCAAUUUGACAGCGGUGGUCCCGUUUUGUGGCAAAAUCCUACCAAUAGAAAAAUUGUUCUUAUUGCGAUAAUCGGCUACGGCAGUUUGUGCGCUGAUGGAAGACCUUCUGUUAACUCUAGAGUUGGAGCUUUCAUAGAGUGGAUAAGAACACAAACUCUACAAGGUUACCGAUAUUGUGAAGAAGAAUUGGUUACCAUUGAUGAAACUUUCGAAUUUAAGGAAAAAUCCGGUCCUGCAUGUCUUCCUUUUCAACAUUCUUUCGAUACAUUUGAUAAAAAUCAAGUUCAAUUCUUCACACGGAGUUUUCUGGAGUUCUUCAUUAAUCAAGUGGACAUUAUAAAGCAAGUGAAAGCCGGGGGUAGGAUAGAAACUUUUCAAGAGUUCAAUGACGAUGAUUUGCCGACACAGUUAUGUGUGGUUGGAAUCAACAAAACUGCUGGUCAGAUUCAGUCUACAAUUGAAGAAAGAAGGUAUCAGGCCACGGUGAUUACGAUGAAUAGUCUAGUGUGCUCAGUGAUAUCACUUUCUUUGCUGUGGUUUCUGCAGAGUGUUUCAGGAAUUGUUAAUAAUAAAUUCGGAGCUUGCGAUUUUGAGCAGCCAAUUUUAUCCGGUUGGAAGUAUCCUAUUUAUAGUCCUAAUUAUCCUGCGAAUUAUCCACCAGGAACAAAAUGCCGAUGGAAAGCGAAAAGUGAUCAGCCAAUACAAAUAACCUGCAUGAUUUUCUCAAUACCCGAGAGUCCUAAUUGUCGUGAUGGAUAUCUCAGCAUUGAAACGUAUUCAAAACCAGUACAGCGUUUUUGCGGAGCGCGCAUGUUUAGCAUUGUUUCUGAAGAAAAUGAAAUUGAUGUAAGAUUAAUAAGCUCACCGGCAUCAGAAGGUGGAUAUUUUUUAUGUGCUGUAAAACAACUCAAUAAAGUUGUUGUUACGAAACCGGUGACCAAUGACUGUAGAUGUGGUUGGAAGAAUCCAACUAGAAUCGCCCACGGAAAUGAUACUGGUGUCAACGAAUACCCGAUGAUGGCGGAAAUUACUACUUCUGUUCCCAGAGUUCAGUGUGGCGCGACAAUUAUCAAUGAUAAACAAGUCAUAACUGCAGCUCAUUGCAUCCACAACAAUGUUCCUGGAGACAUUGGUGUUUUGGUAGGCGAGCACGACUUAUCGAUAAGAGAUGAAACUAAAGCAACAAAAUUAUUUCGUGCAAGAUCAUUUAUAAUCCAUGAAUUAUACAAUGAAAAAAGUCUGGAUUACGACAUUGCUUUGAUAAAUAUUGAUGGUACUAUUACAUUUUCUCAAUUAGUAGGCCCUGUUUGUCUACCGUUUAAACAUAACCGCAAAUAUUUUGAAGGCAAGACUGUGGAGAUAUUAGGUUGGGGUAGUCUUGGUUCAAGUGAUUCGGCAUCUAACAUACUUCAAAAAGCUGAAGUAAAAGUAAUUUCCCCGGAAGGUUGUUCUGAAGCAUAUCUAAAUCGAAUCGGGCCCAGACAAAUUUGUACUUUAGAUGAGACAAGAGAUAGCUGCUCGUAUGAUAGCGGCGGCCCCGUGCUAUGGCGCAACCCUAAAACAAGAAGAGUGGUUCUAGUUGCAAUUAUUGAUUAUGGCAUGGUUUGUUCUUCUGGAAGUCCAUCCGUAAAUGUUGACGUCAGUUACUACGUUGAUUGGAUUGUAUCAAAAAAACCACCAGAAUGGCAAUAUUGUACAUCGGAGUAGUAGAAAUUAUUAAAUAAUCACAACCUAUGCAAGUAAUGGUUUCGUGCUUCUAUAACAAGAGAAAUAGCUGUGAUAAAUCAUUUUUUUUUAUUUUAUUGGAUAAUUUACUCAGAAAUUCAUCUUUGUCUCAUUCAAUAAUGUAAACUUAAAAACUAAUACAUACGCAAUAAAAAAUUUGU
Molecule: messenger RNA, 2954 nt
Organism: Cotesia glomerata
Lineage: Eukaryota; Metazoa; Arthropoda; Insecta; Hymenoptera; Braconidae
Exons: 16
Coding region: 16-2775 (919 amino acids)
Biological process (GO): proteolysis
Molecular function (GO): serine-type endopeptidase activity
Source: RefSeq, a predicted model, not a curated record